UAAGGGAAUUGCUUCUCACAACUGCUCUUCCUGGAUGGAUAAAUUGCAUGAGACUUUGCCGAAUAUGGAAGAUGAUUUGGGCACUGAUCAUUCUGCCUUUCUGUCUUCCUGGGACUGGAAGAGUAAUGCAGGAGCCUAUGAGCUGAACCAGAUCUCAUCCCCUCACAGCUUAUCUCCAUCUCCUUCCUUUGAAUCGUAUUCUUCUUCCCCUUGCCCAGCUGUGAUUGAGAUGCCCUACAACAGCAGCAGCAGCGGCAGCCUGAUCGGAUACAGCUUGAUGGAUUUUCCUUCCGCAUACUUACCGAAUGCUGGACAGGUCAAGGCUCAGAAAGGUACCAAGGCCAGGAUGUCAGCCCAGCGCAGAAGGAAAGCCAGUGAGAGAGAGAAGCUCAGGAUGAGGACCCUGGCUGAUGCUUUACACACCUUGCGCAAUUACCUACCUCCUGUCUACAGCCAAAGAGGCCAGCCUCUCACCAAAAUACAGACACUGAAAUACACCAUCAAGUACAUCAGUGAACUCACAGACCUGCUGAACAAUGUCAAACGGGCAUAGACACCCUUCCCUACCGCCUGACAAACCUGCCACUGGAUCCCUCCUAAAGAAUCUUUAAAAAUAUCGAAUGGAACUUUGAGCUAGUUCUUCCUUUAAAAAAUCCAGAGUGUCUUGAGCAAAUGAAGACAGAACAAAAGGAAUAGGGAUGGAUGGGUAGCUGCUGUACAUAUCUCAGAAUGCUCUAAGUCGAAGGGGAUGUUUAUACUUGUACAUUACUUGAGUUAUGGGUUGUUGGGUUGGGUUUUUUUUAAUGAGCUUCAAAAAUAUAUUAAAAUCAGUCUGAUUCAAUAGUGAGCAAGGCAAAUAGAUUCUACUAGGAUUUACUCACCACAGUUCUGACCAAUCUUCUGUUUAAUAAGGACUGAUUAUUUGGCCAAAUAAUCAAUCUACUCACUUAAAAAAAAAAAGAUCAAUGGGUUUAAAGUGAAUUUUUAAAAGAUGUAAAAAAUAAUACAAAAAUACUAAGCAUAAUGGUCUGUAGGCACUUUAAUAUUAGGAUUUGGAAAAGCAUGUAUAUUUAGUUCAGAUAUUGCUGAUAAAUCAGGCUAUUUAUCCACAUUUCUAAAAUUAUGUAUCUAAAAUGAAGAAACAAGUAAUAUUAAGAAUGUCUUUGUCUUUGAAAACAA
Messenger RNA from Chrysemys picta bellii (western painted turtle), 1179 nucleotides. It is a transcript of the gene MSGN1, whose product is annotated as mesogenin 1. The record is from RefSeq and is a predicted model, not a curated record. Lineage: Eukaryota; Metazoa; Chordata; Testudines; Emydidae. Gene Ontology annotation, biological process: regulation of transcription by RNA polymerase II; mesoderm formation. Gene Ontology annotation, molecular function: RNA polymerase II cis-regulatory region sequence-specific DNA binding; DNA-binding transcription factor activity, RNA polymerase II-specific; protein dimerization activity. Gene Ontology annotation, cellular component: nucleus.